Messenger RNA from Stegastes partitus (bicolor damselfish), 699 nucleotides. RefSeq names its product NACHT, LRR and PYD domains-containing protein 12-like. Bases 1 to 678 code for a protein of 225 amino acids. The record is from RefSeq and is a predicted model, not a curated record. Gene Ontology annotation, molecular function: protein binding. The transcript is spliced from 6 exons. Lineage: Eukaryota; Metazoa; Chordata; Actinopteri; Pomacentridae.
AUGUCUCCUGCUCAGUGGUCGGCUCUGGUCUUCAUCUUACUGUCGUCGGAAAAACCUCUGGAUGAGUUUGACCUGGAGAAAUACUCUGCUUCAGAUGAGGCUCUACUGAGGCUGCUGCCGGUGCUCAAAGCCUCCAGCAAAGCGCUGCUGCGCCGCUGUGACCUUGCAAAGAGAAGCUGGGAACUUCUGUCAUCAGUUGUCAUCUCCUCGUCCUCCAGUCUGCCAGAGCUGGACCUGAGCUACAGCAACCUGCAGGACACAGGAGUCAGGUGUCUCUCUGCUGUACUGAAGAAUCCACUCUGUAAACUGGAAGCUCUCAGAUUGAAGGGCUGCUUUUUGUCAGACAUUAGCUGUGUUUCUCUGGUCUCAGCUCUGAACUCCAACCCAUUCCAUCUGACACAUCUGGACCUGAGUUCCAAUGAGCUGCAGGAUCCGGGAAUGAAGCAGCUGUGUAGUUUUCUGGAGAGUCCACACUGCAGACUGAAGACUCUGAGAUUGAGGAGCUGCAGUUUGUCAGAGGUCAGCUGUGAAUUUCUGGUCUCAGCUCUGAACUCCAACCCCUCCCAUCUGACACAUCUGGACCUGAGUUCUAAUCAGCUGCAGGAUUCAGGAGUGAAGCAGCUGUGCGGUUUUCUGGAGAGUCCACACUGCAAACUGGAGACUCUGAGCUGGCAGUGAUGGUGCACAGAAGGGCGUGUG